Molecule: messenger RNA, 2817 nt
Organism: Tuber aestivum (summer truffle)
Lineage: Eukaryota; Fungi; Ascomycota; Pezizomycetes; Pezizales; Tuberaceae
Source: the annotation of a GenBank genome assembly
AUGCCCCCGAAAUCUAAAGCUGAGAUACAGAAGCAACGGGCAAAGGUGGGGUCCCUUUUAUCCCUGGUUGAGGUAGAGGGAGGGUGUGUGUUUGCAGGAAGCUGAUUUUGUGGGGCACUUGUAGCUUGUGAAUUCUUACAAUGAGCUCUUGAGGUAUGGUGCCCCCUUGGGUGGGCGAAACUAGGAGUGAGGGCUAACGAUGGAACGGUUGUGGCGGUGGGCAGCGAGUUUUCCUCAAAGGAUUUGAGGUCGGUGGGGAAUUAUAAUGUGGGGAGAUUGAUAGGGAAGGGGAGUUUUGGGAGGGUUUACCUUGCUACGCAUAAACUGACCAAUGGCUCUAAGGUAAUCUUUCUUUCUUCACCCUUGACCUAAUGAGGCUCCUAGGGAGGAAGAGUACGGCGAAUUGAUCUCAAGAUGGUGUCGCCCUCUGUGUGUAGGUCGUGUUGAAGUCUGCGCAAAAGGACGACGCGAAUUUGGCCCGGGAGAUUCAUCACCACCGACAGCUGGUGCACCCGCACAUCGCGAGGCUCUACGAGGUUAUUGUUACGGAGAGCUUGGUUUGGCUGGUGUUGGAGUACUGUUCCGGUGAGCUUCCGUGCUCAUUCCAGGCUGUGGGCGGGAGUUUGGAGGCUACGGGAUUGCUGAUGUUGGGGUAGGGGAUGAACUUUACAACUACCUCAUCAAGAACGGGAGGUUGACGAUGGAUAAAACAAAGAAGAUAUUUGCUCAGCUGGUCGGUGCGGUUUCUUACGUGCAUAUGAACAAUUGUGUGCAUAGGGAUUUGAAACUGGAGAAUAUUCUGCUGGAUAAACAUGAGAAUGUACGAAUACCUGCUACGGCUACGGGAAUUGGUGGCGGUGGUGGUGCCGGGAUCGUGAGGGUGUGUGCAGGGGGACUCGGUUGCUGAUGCACUGCUCUGGAUAGGUCAAACUGUGCGAUUUUGGCUUUACAAGAGAGUACGAACGUCAGAAAUUGCUCCAAACCUUCUGUGGAACUGUCUGCUACUCGGCCCCGGAGAUGCUCAAGGGCGAGAAAUACAUGGCGCAUGGUACGAGAUGGAUCUGCUUUUCUCCCCUUAUAUUUAAACUAUUCCAUUGCUGUUUUCCCUUGGCGAUGCGACAUGAUAUUGAUACUUGUUUGAAUUCGGCAGCCGUUGAUGUUUGGUCGCUGGGUGUUAUUCUGUACGCAUUGCUCUGUGGGGAAUUGCCGUUUGAUGAGGACAUCGAGGACGACACCAAGCUUAAAAUUCUCAAGGACGAGCCUAAAUAUCCCGAAGACUUGCCCGAAGGUAUGUUUAGCUGAAGAGGGGAACCGAGCCACAACCCCCUCAUCUCGUAUGUUGCUUUUUCCGUGGCUGACAAUCACUGCCCCUUCGCAGACGCCGUCUCGUUAUUAAAAGCAUGUCUCAUGAAGAAGCCGGGUUUACGGCCGACCCUCGACGAGGUUCUGUCACACACUUUUCUUUCCGAGUAUGCUCCAGCACAAAAGGCCAUUCUCGUCGUGCAGCCAUCACCGGCGUUUUCGACCCGGUUGGAGAAGGAUACGUUACAUAGGAUGAAGGCUGCUGGGGUUGACAUAGACCAAGUGAUAGAGAAUGUGCUUGCCAAGAAGUGCGAUGCUCUUGCUGGGUGGUGGGCAUUGUUGAUAGAGAAGGAGGAGAGGAAGGAAAGGAGGCGACAGAAGCGGAAGAUUGAGAGCAGGAGAAUGAGUGCGGCUUCUAAUCUGGAUCCGACGUUGUUACCUCUAAAUGAGGAGUCGGAGGACCAGAUGAGGCGGCAAAACCGUGAGUAUAUCGCUUUUGCGUCUUCGAUGCACGAGAUGCUUACUGCUGCGCCAGCCGUGAUUAUCUUGCCUGAGCGAAAUCUUGGAAGGAUUCCCAGAGGACAGACACCCCCGUCCCCUACCCCACCUCCGCCGGUCGAGAAGGAUAGGGACUAUGGACCGUACUUGAAGCCGCCGCAGCAGGAUAGGCAGGUUAUGUCGUCCCCGGAUCUUCACUCGGAGGCGAAUGGUGGGAAAGGGAGGCAGAAUAGGAAACAUGCUCUAUUGUCACAGCUUGCGUCUUUAAAACAUUGGUUUCUGGAUUCGGCCAAAAGGGCGACCUCUCCGAGUUCCAAAAACAGCUCGAAUCAUAAUUCAUCGAACCACAAUGCCAGCCACGGCUAUCAGCAUUUUCAAAAUGGACUUGGUUCACGUUCGGGAAACGGCGCGCGAAGGAAUUCGAGAGGAAACGCAGUGUAUAAUUCUAGCUACCGCGGAACCCCACCACCGAAACGAAAUUCCCUCUCCCCGGGUCCGUUAACACCGCGCACAUCUUCGUAUCGUCGGCCGUCAGGUCGAGGUCUUGGUGGACGAAACUCAACUUCUUCAUCGGUAUCUUCCAUCCGUUCCUUCCAUAAUAAGACACAUUCGAAGGCCUCCUCCACAUCAUCUGCGUCUGUAUCAAGUAUAACGUUAAAGUCUCCUCGCUCGCCGCGCAACUCGAUUAAAGUCCUGCCCGCAACUCCUACUUCUUCAACCUUCCCGUCACACGUCCGCGUGGUGCGCUCCUCGCCCAAUGGCCAGGGAUAUAACGAGGCAGCGGUAUUGACAUCGGGUGUAGCCUUUGCCAAGCGGAAGAAGAGCCCGUUCAAGGGGCCCAUGCUGAAUCAAGCGGCCCUGCACGCAAAACGUGAACAUGCAGGCGCGAGGAUCGCUCAGAAGCGGAGCAGGGGGAAUAUCAUAGAGGAGGAGGACGAGGAUAUCGAGGAAGUGCUUGAGUUUAUAGGGCCGGGGGAGAGUGAGGAUGAGGAUACGCUUAGGGGCAGACAUAAUUAG